Opisthocomus hoazin is the source of this 622-nucleotide messenger RNA. NCBI's taxonomy places the organism in Eukaryota, Metazoa, Chordata, Aves, Opisthocomiformes, Opisthocomidae. The record is from RefSeq and is a predicted model, not a curated record.
AGAGCUUUUCUGCCAACCAUGAUGAAAAACAACCACGGUCACAUUGUCACGGUGGCUUCGGCAGCAGGUCAUUUUGUGACUUCUUUCAUGGUGGCUUAUUGUUCAAGCAAGUUUGCUGCAGUUGGAUUUCAUAAAGCUCUGACAGAGGAGCUGUCUAGCCUGGGAAAGGAUGGAAUAAAAACUACGUGUCUUUGUCCGGUUUUCAUAAACACUGGAUUUGUCAAAAACCCCAGGACAAGGCUUGGAAAGAUUUUGGAGACUGAAGAGGUUGUAGAGGCCCUGAUGGAAGGAAUACUGACCAACCAGAAAAUGAUUUUUGUUCCAUCACAGCUAAGUAUUGCUUUACUUUCUGAAUGGUUGUUUCCAGAACGUGCCUUGGAUUUUCUGAAAAAGCUGACCGAUGCCAAGUUUGACGCAGUUGUUGGGCAGAGAGGCACUCAGUGAAAAGCAAAAAAUGCUUCUGCCUUCCCAGUGGCAUGAGUGAAAACAAUGUGUGCUGAGCGUAGUUCAGCUGCUUUGAUUUGGAGCAGAACUGAGAUGCUUCCAGGCCACCACUUCCAAGCACACCUAAGGGCUUAUCCCACACCUGCAGCAGGGACACACCUGCAUAACAUGGAGUGUU